UUGCUAAGUCGUAAGCGAAUUAUAAAACAACAACAACCUGAGUUAAUUGAUAAAUAAUUUCCAGUUAAUACGAAGAGAAUACGGGCUGAUGGAAGUAAAAUCUUAGCAAAAGUAGGGAAAAUAGUGUUAAAAAAUGUUUACAGUACCAGUCUCAAGUAAUACUGACGAAAACCAAACUAUAAAUGCUCAAUUUGAAAAUGAGGCACAAACAGUUCAUGAAAUGACCUCACAUGAGCUUGGGAAUCCUGGUGAUCUUGGACAAGGGGAUAGUCUUCCAUUAGGGCAGAUAGAUAGUCAGUGCCCUCAGGCCCUUUCCCAACCUGAUGUAACAUCUGCACAAGGCAGUUAUGUUUCACUUCUUGCUGACAUAGCAACCAUACAGCAAACUGAUGAGUAUUCAGCUCAACCAAUUGCUGAUGUUAUAUCUGACACUGACUAUGCAACAUCAACAUUCACCAACCAAGAACUGACCUCUUUACAUAAUGAUAAUAUGGUUUCAUACCAGCCCAUUGAGAACUCAAAUAUUAGUUACAAUCUUACUAACACUGUUGGAAAUUCUCAGGGAAUACAGCAGUUUGUGAUAAUUCAGCCAUUUCUUAGUGAUACAUCUGUUAAUGCUCAAAGUACUUUUAUUCAUUUACCAAACACUGCUGAUAAUCAGUUGAAUCUGGAUAGUAAUAAAGAACUGGAAGAUGCUGUUGCCAAUAUAACGGAUACUGCAGUUGCUGGUGAUACAAAUGUUGUUACUUCAGAGAGUGGAUCUCUGGCUGAUAAGAGCUACCUAGUUUGCACAAACAGCCGGGGGGAGGUCAGAGAGAUACAGGUGAUUCAAGGUAAACAGAACUGGACAGAAAAUGAUACAGAAGUGAUUUCAGAUACAAGGAAAUGUAGACCUAAAGGUGUGAAAGGAAAACAGAGAAAGAGUGUCAUCACUGAAAGAAAACAAUCAUCAUCACAUUUACAGAAAUUUUCCCUGGAUGAUUUAAAUAGUGCUGGGAAAUCAAAGAAAGAAGUUUUUGAAGAGUACUUAGAAAAAGGUAAACCUAAAACUGAAGUUUCGGAACUGACAAAAGCAGAUGUAAAUGAGAAAGUUACUGAAGUUGAGAAUUCAGGUUUUGGUGCUGAAUGUGGAAUAGCUAAUACGCAUUUACAUGAUGAAACAAUAACUGAAGAUACAAUAGUAACAUCUGAUAUGGUGAUUAGUAGAUCCUCAGAUAUACAAAAAGUAUUACCUUUGGAUGAACCUCAAAAUACUUCAGACUUUCUUCAGGUAAAUAGAGAUACACACAGUAGUGUCAAAGAUGAAAUUGUGGUAGAAAGUCUAGAAUCAGAAGUGAUUGAAAGUUUGCAAAAACCUUUGCAAAGAGAUCAAGAGGCUGAUGAAGAGGAAAAUGUCAGUUGUGAUAAACUUAUAAAUAAAGAUGCAAAUGUAAUGAAAUCUUUCAAUAAAAUAAAUAAAAAUAAAACUGUCAAGACUAAAACGAUGACAUUAAGAUGUAGACGAAUACAAGAUCAAGCUAUAAAAAGUUCCAGAAAAACAUCAGAGUCUUUCAGAAAGCAUGAGAAUGAUACAGAUUGUGCAAAGUUAAAAAGGGAAAACAGAGCACUGAAACGCAAAAAGUCUGUGCCUCAAUCAAAAGGGUCUUGCAAAUUGCCAAAACUUGAUAACUUAUAUGACAAUGAAGAACAAGUUCAAGACAACACGUUGGAAGGUGAUGUUGAAAGUAGGAUGCAGGAGGACUUUUGUAGACUUUUUAAGUCUGAUGAAAAAUGUGUGCUCCGUCUUGAACCAAUCACUUUAAAACUUGUGAAUCCAAAUAGGUUCUUAAUGAUUGAGAUGGAUAUUGAAAAUGAGUUAUAUGUUAGUACCAUAGAGAAAGGUGAAACCACUAAUGGUUUUACAAAAUAUUUUAUGAAGCUCACUGCCCCUGAAAAUGUCUUACAGGCCAGUAGUGAAGAAACAAAUAGUUCUGAAAAAGGGAAGAACAAAGUUAAAAGAGCAAGUAAGUUGAAAUGUCUAAAACAUUCAAAGAUAAAAUGUAAAAGAACAAUCGCAAAAAAAGUUAAAACAACCUCUCUGAAAGACAUUAAACCUGUAAUAGAAGACUCUCUGAAAGAUAAUAAAGAUCCUAUAAUAAAAGAUGAAAAUAUGGGAGAAAAUGUUAAAGUACCUGAUACAGAUCCUGACAUUGUUUAUAGUACAGAAAACACAAAUUUAGAAGAUACUGCUGAUGUUGAAGAUUACAAUGUAGAAAUUGAAGUAGAGGGUUAUGAUGAUAAUAUUGAAAAAUCAGAAACUUUGAAAGAAACGGAAAUCAGCAGUAAAAAUGAUGAUAAAGGUGAUAUUGAGGGUGAUAAAUCAACAGGUACAAAUACAAAAAAGAGGAAAACUAGGAAUGUGGUAGAGAAGAAGGAGUCAAAUGCAAAUCCGAGCAGCACUGUCAAGAAGAAAGGAGAGACUACACAGCUGUACACUGUUAUGAUAUCGGAGGAAGGUAAAAAGAUGUAUCAGUGUAUAAUGUGUGGAAAGGAAAUGACUAUAAAACAGAACAUGGAUAUUCACAUAAAUCAGCACACGGGAGAGAGGCCCUGGCAAUGUGAGGUGUGUGGUCUGGGUUUUCGUGGACCAUCAAACCUGAAAGCACAUAUGAACCAGCAUGACGAGGAAUUGAGAUUUUCUUGUGACAUCUGUUUCAGGAAAUUCAGAGAUCGAGGGACAUAUAGGCAACAUUACAAGCGUCAUCUCGGUGAGAAGGAACAUGUCUGCGAGCAUUGUGGGAAAUCUUUUGUGAUAACCUCUGACCUCAAAAAACAUAUCCGAACACACACCGGUGAGAAACCGUACAAAUGUUCUUCCUGCGAUCAACAGUUUAGUGACGGAAGCAGUCUGGUCCGGCACGAGAAAAUGCAUUCGGCAAAAUUUAGGUACGAGUGUGGUGCCUGCAGUCGCCAAUACUCCAGAAAAGAUUUAUGCAAGAAACAUAUCAAAAAGGCGCACAUUAAUGUUGAAGAAAUUGAAAUUAAUGAAAUAAGUGUAAUCGAUGAGUUGAAACAAGUAUCAAGGGAUAUAAAAGUAAGAAAUCAAGAUGGUCUGGUAAUUAAAACGCAAAAAGUGACGGGUAAGAAAAUGAAUAGAGAGCAAAAUCCGAAUACUAAAGUGAAGAAGAUGAAAAAAUCUUGGCAAAAUUUGACAGAAGAGGCAUCUAAAAGAUACAAAGAACAAACAAAUGAAAGUAUUCCAGGGCCUAGUAGAAAAGGGAAAUUUCCCAAACCAUUUUGUCCCAACAUAUAA
This is a messenger RNA of Ruditapes philippinarum (Manila clam), 3292 nucleotides long. RefSeq lists its product as uncharacterized. The transcript is spliced from 4 exons. The record is from RefSeq and is a predicted model, not a curated record. The coding region runs from base 134 to 3292 and encodes 1052 amino acids. NCBI's taxonomy places the organism in Eukaryota, Metazoa, Mollusca, Bivalvia, Venerida, Veneridae. Gene Ontology annotation, cellular component: nucleus.